AUGGGUGAUUGGCUGGGUGACGUUCCUGAGGGAGGAUGGAAGGCGUCCCACAGUUGGAGGAUGCCCGAAUGGGUUGAGCCGAUCAUCAUCGUCUCUAUCCUCUUCCCCGCCAUGUACAUGACGCGCCGCAGGAACUACUCCGUCCUUGGUCGCAGCAAAGGGUACAGGCUGCUCGGCGACAUCGAGCACUCCCCCCCGCCCUUGAGCUCCGACGGCUUUGAGCUGCUCCCGCGCCCCGACGCCCACCCCCCGAAGCGCCGGCACCUGUGCGGCCUGGUGCCCAUUCUGAUGCCAAACUCGUCUCGCUUCGCCCAGAACGUGCACUCGCGCAUCCUGCAAAAGUUCCCCUUCCUGGUCGAGAUGUUCUACUGGUCUCUGGCCCUGGGUCUGUACCGAGCCACCGGUGCCAUCUGCCAGCUCAUGUACGGCGGCCAGCGCACCAUGUGGGACUCCGCCACGCAAUUUGGCCUGAGCCUGCUCGACGUCGAGGCCUACCUCUGGGGCGGCGACUACGAGGGCCCUGAGCGCUGGCUCGAGUGGCGCAUCCAGCGCUGGCUGCUGCGCGGGUCCGAGGCCGGCGACUGGCGCGUCUGGCUGCUCACCGUGCUCAACCGCGGCUACGCCCUCAUCCACAUCCCCGGCGCCGUCGGCUUCAUCUCGUACUACUACGCCACCGCCCCCACCCACCGCCGCUUCUGCGCCGUCCGCCGCACCCUGACCCUCACCAACAUCCUCGCCUUUGUCUGUUUCACCUUCAUCCCCACCUGCCCACCGCGCCUGCUCGACGAACGGUACGGCUUCGUCGACACCGUCAACCUUGAGUCGGCCGCCUCGGUCUGGAUGAGUGGCAAGUUUGUCAACAAGCUCGCCGCCUUCCCCAGCAUGCACUUUGGCUACGCCUUUGGCAUCGGCUGCGUCUUCGUCUCCGACUCGGGCGUCCUGCACUCCAUCACCUCGCGCGCCUUCCGCCACGUCCUGGCCAGCCGGAACGAGGUCGGGAGCGGCUUCGAGUACGAGGAGGAGGAACGUCUGCUCUCCCGCCGCAGCCCCCUUUCUCGCUACCUCAUGUUUGGCUUCGGCAUCUUCUACCCCCUGUGGAUCCUGCUCACAAUCGUCGGCACCGCCAACCACUACUUUAUCGACGCCCUCGCCGCCGUCUUUACCGUUCUCGUCGCCUACGUCUGCAACCGCUUCCUGCUCGUCUUCAUGCCCCUCGAGGAUCUCCUCCUCUGGGCCUGGCGUCUCGAGAAGCCCGUUCCUACCACCGGGCGUAUGAAGAAUCUCACAGUCGAGUAG
Geosmithia morbida is the source of this 1296-nucleotide messenger RNA. RefSeq lists its product as uncharacterized. The transcript is spliced from 2 exons. Lineage: Eukaryota; Fungi; Ascomycota; Sordariomycetes; Hypocreales; Bionectriaceae. Gene Ontology annotation, biological process: sphingolipid biosynthetic process; inositol phosphoceramide metabolic process. Gene Ontology annotation, molecular function: inositol phosphoceramide synthase activity. The coding region runs from base 1 to 1296 and encodes 431 amino acids. The record is from RefSeq and is a predicted model, not a curated record. Gene Ontology annotation, cellular component: inositol phosphoceramide synthase complex.